This is a messenger RNA of Cannabis sativa, 1630 nucleotides long. Its product is annotated as hydroxyproline O-galactosyltransferase HPGT3. Gene Ontology annotation, cellular component: Golgi membrane. Lineage: Eukaryota; Viridiplantae; Streptophyta; Magnoliopsida; Rosales; Cannabaceae. Bases 175 to 1203 code for a protein of 342 amino acids. Gene Ontology annotation, molecular function: hexosyltransferase activity. The transcript has 12 exons. The record is from RefSeq and is a predicted model, not a curated record.
CGACUUCGGUACUGAACAUUCUGAGAAAGAUUUGAAAUGUUGUUGUCGGAAACUAAUUCGUUCAUUUGCAGAAAUAUUAAUAAUUAAUAAUUAAUAAUAAUAAUAAAGAGAGUAUUUGGUUGGUCUAUUCGAUUCUAUUACUGUUACUUUGGGUCUCUCUCUCUCUGUGAGAAGAUGGAGAGCUUGCCGACGACGAAAUCAGAGAGACGAUGGAGGUCAAAGCCUCUUCACACGUCAAAACCUUCUCUACUCAUGGCUUUGUUUUCAUGCAUUGCUUGGCUCUAUGUAGCUGGAAGGUUGUGGCAGGACGCGGAAAACAGAAUGUUACUAGCUGAUCUUCUUAAGAAAAAUGCUGGUCAGAGACCCAGAGUCCUAUCAGUUGACGAUAAGUUGGCAGUCCUUGGCUGCAAAGAUUUGGAGAGAAGGAUUGUAGAAGCUGAGAUGGAUCUUACAUUAGCGAAGAGUCAAGGGUAUCUGAAGAACCAUUUGCAACAAAGUGGCUCUUCCUCAUCCCGAAUUCUAGCUGUUAUUGGAGUGUAUACUGGAUUUGGCAGUCGAUUGAAGAGAAAUGUGUUUAGAGGAUCUUGGAUGCCUAGAGGAGAUGCUUUGAAAAAACUAGAAGAAAGAGGUGUAGUCAUACGUUUUGUAAUUGGUCGGAGUGCUAACCGGGGUGAUAGCUUAGAUCGUAAUAUUGAUGUGGAAAAUCGUUCAACAAAAGAUUUUUUUAUUCUGGAAGGUCACGAGGAAGCUGAAGAAGAGUUGCCCAAGAAAGCUAAGUUCUUCUUUAGCACAGCGGUUCAAACUUGGAAUGCAGACUUCUAUGUUAAAGUUGAUGACAACAUUGACCUUGAUCUUGAGGGGCUAAUUGAACUUCUUGAACGUCGCCGUGAUCAGAACAGUUCUUAUAUUGGUUGCAUGAAGUCAGGAGAUGUUGUAGCUGAAGAGGGAAAGCCUUGGUAUGAACCUGAAUGGUGGAAAUUUGGUGAUGAGAAAUCGUACUUCCGGCAUGCAUCUGGUUCUCUUUUGAUUCUCUCCAAGAGUUUGGCUCAGUAUGUCUACAUAAACAGCGCGUCGUUGAAGGUUUAUGCUCAUGAUGAUAUAUCAAUAGGUUCGUGGAUGAUGGGUCUACAAGCAACAUAUAUAGAUGACAAUCGAUUUUGCUGUGGUAGCAUUAGACAAGACAAAGUGUGUUCUCUAGCCUAAUUAAGGAGAUGCAUAUGGCUUGUCAAGAAGACAUCAAAUCUUAGUUCAGUGGUAGUUCUUGGGCGUCGAACUCCUUGCGGUGAAUGAUUUGUGAGAAGAGAUUGACAAAAUGGUUCUUGUAGAUUUAUUUAGAUAUUGGCCUCAAUUCUUUUUAGGGUUUACCCAUGUUUGACUGCCUAUCCUUUCAUCCCAACGAUUCAUCUUAUGUAUUGGCCUCAAUGCUAAUCUGAAUUGAUGGAAGAGUUAAAAUAGAAUAUCAGUGAUCUCCAAUAAAAAUGGUUUAAAUAGAAGGCAUUGUUUGUUUUAAUGUUCUUAAUUUAUAAAUCGAUUUAUAUGUACACGGAUGGGGUGAGGAAUUGGUGGGGCGUUCUCCCACGAUCUCCAUCUUGUUAAGAAUUUUAAUCCCAUUUCCCGCAUAUUGUCCGUA